AUGGGCACGUUUGUUGCCUCUACUGUGCACCUGGAACACUUUACCACGGCGCUGAACUGCUUGACACCGUUUGGAUUGAAGGAUGACGUCCUGAUUUACAUCGACAGAGAUGGGCUGUCGUUUGUCAGAGAGAAUAACCACGUCAUCAAGAUACAAUUGCUGCUGUCGAAGGAGUUGUUUACGUCGUAUCAAUACCCUGAUGAGGAGGAAUUCGGGGAUGAGCGAGUAGAUGCCGAUGGGGACUUGCAGUCCUGUAUGAAACUAUGUGUGAAGAUCAAUCAUCUUCUUGACAGUGUCAAUAUCAUGAGUAAAAACGUAGAUGACAUCGUCGAGUGUACACUGACUUAUGACGGGCACGGAUCACCCUUCAUUUUAAUCUUCGAGGAUUCCUUUAUAGAGGAGAGAGUCGAAUACUCCACCUUAUUGUUCAACGACUUUGAUAGCAACGUUAACGGACUACAACUGGCCAAGGACGAAAUCGUCUUCGAAUGUAUAAUCAAGGGUGACACAUUGUACAAUGCGUUGAAAGAGUUGAAAGAAAUAGGUUGCAAGCAAUGUUACCUUUACGCCAAGACCUCUGAGACGGGCCACGAGAGUGUGUUUGCCAUAAUCGCAAAAUCAGACCUUGGAUUCUCAAAGAUUAUACUACCGAACAAUAGAUCAAUAAUAGAGAAAUUGGAGAUUUACAAGGGUGAUUCGACAACGUUACUCUACGACACACCAGUGGUUGGCUUUUUCGAUUUCAAUUCGAUUGACAAAAUACGGCUCAGUGUAAAGAUCGCGUCUAAAGUGCUAUUCAGAAUGGAUGCUCAACAAGUUCUGAGUGUCAAUAUACUUAGCCAAACAGAGGACGUUCUUGUCUCCAAACCAAGAAACGACCCAGCAACAAACAACACUACAGUGAAGCAGCCACAACUCCCGAGAGAUUACCCUGGAAUUGUCAUCGAGAUUUGCAUGUUUGCAAAGGAGGCGCUUGACAGCUUAGCGCAGCAAGACAUAGAGUUGCUGAUGGAAACUACCAAUACCAAAAAGAACCGAGAAAUCAAUUAUAUCAGCAGUAGGACAACCAUGGAAGACAAACCCUUUGCUCCUAACCAUAACGCAGAAACUCACUCGGAAUCCGAUACCGAUGAGGAACUACAUAUAACGAACAGUGUGCCUCUCUUUUUUUGA
Huiozyma naganishii CBS 8797 is the source of this 1173-nucleotide messenger RNA. It is a transcript of the gene RAD17, whose product is annotated as Rad17p. Gene Ontology annotation, molecular function: double-stranded DNA binding; damaged DNA binding. Bases 1 to 1173 code for a protein of 390 amino acids. The record is from RefSeq and is a predicted model, not a curated record. Gene Ontology annotation, biological process: reciprocal meiotic recombination; DNA damage checkpoint signaling; double-strand break repair. NCBI's taxonomy places the organism in Eukaryota, Fungi, Ascomycota, Saccharomycetes, Saccharomycetales, Saccharomycetaceae. The transcript has a single exon. Gene Ontology annotation, cellular component: checkpoint clamp complex.